Messenger RNA from Closterium sp. Yama58-4, 1749 nucleotides. NCBI's taxonomy places the organism in Eukaryota, Viridiplantae, Streptophyta, Zygnematophyceae, Desmidiales, Closteriaceae. The record is from the annotation of a GenBank genome assembly.
AUGACAACGGAGGUCUUGGAUUUGUUUUUUCAGGCGCUUCCUGAAUUGGAGCUGGUUACCCUCUUUUGCCAAAAAGCAGAAUUACCGAAUUCCUUCUUUCAGUUGAGACGACUGCACACCUUUUUUCUAACCGACGCUUCAGCCAUGCAGAAACCCGGUUUCACCAACCUCACUGGCCUUACCACCCUGCACAUCACCUUCCUCAUGAACCAUCGGCACCUCUCCAACCUCCUUCACCUCCCACGGCUCACCCGUCUCUUCACCUCCGCCCUUCACCUAAGCCAUCAGCCGGCAGGUGCUGAAAGUGUGACGCUGCCGUCCUGCCUAAAGUCGCUCAGCUUCUUUUCAUCUUGUUCCGGUUUCACUACCAUCUUCCCAUCAGCAUGGCUGUUCACUGCGUUAGAGGAGCUGCUCAUCAGCAACUGCAGUGAGCUUGAGACCCUCCCUGACGACAUUGGAGACGUUCUGCCGUGUCUUCGCAAGCUGAUCAUUCGCCAGUGCAAAACAUCCGUUCACCUACCUGAAAGCUUCACCUUGCUGAGCCAUUUGGAAACGCUCGUCAUCUCUAGUGUGGUUACAUUGGCCUUACCCAGCAACUUUGGCCACAUGCCUGCCCUCAAACUGCUGGUGCUGGAGAAAUUGCAUUUCACCGAACUCCCUCCUUCCUUUUGCCAUCUCACAUCUCUUGAAACGCUUUUCCUAGUUGAUUGUUUCAACCUUCAGCAGCUGCCAGCAGGGUUCUGCAGCCUCACGGCUCUCAAGGCGCUCUGCUUUUCAAAAACGUAUCGUCUUGCAUUGCCUGAGGACGUUGGGGCUCUUGCGAGCCUCAAGGCUCUCAAGUUGCAUGCCUGCCAGGAACAUCCCCUUCCAGCUUCCUUCACCCAGCUGUCUGCCCUCACGAGCCUUGAGCUUAAUGCAUGUCGCUUAGGGUUUCCAGUCCCCCUCCCGGAAGCCUUGGGAGAGCUGAGCAGACUACAAGAGCUGAAGAUUAUUGAGCUUUCAGUCGCCACGCUUCCUAGCUCACUGAUACAGCUUACGAGACUUCAGACCUUAGAGGUUAGAGGCUGCAGGUUGCUUGAAGAAGUACCCACGAGGCUGGAUAUGCUCCUGGGGCUUAAGAGGCUCGAAAUGACGGCAUGUCCGAGGUUGACUGUCCCCCCUGCUGGUUUGCCCCCCUCUCUUGAGACCCUCUGUUUGGGGCCCUUCUGGGGAGCCUCUUCCCAUGUGGUGGACAUCUCCCAGCUGUCGCACCUGAGGGUGCUGAAGCUGAACCGCGUUGGGGUGACAUGCGGGCCUGCAGUGGCCAGCAGGUUGUCGUGUCUGGAGCAGCUGGAGCAGCUGGAGAUGCGGUUGGGAGGGGACAGUUGCGAGCUCCCAGUCCCCGUGACUUUGAUUUCUCUCUGUCACCUGCGCAGCUUGCUCAUAGAUGUGCCGGGACUCUGCAGCCUCCCGGAAACCAUGGCGGCAGCGCUGCCAGAGCUGCGGCAGCUGGAGCUUCGUUCCUGGAUGCCAGAAGAGCUGCCCGGAGGGAUACUGGAGCUGCGCUCGCUGACCUCUCUGAGUAUCAACGCACCUCGGCUGACGGUGGUACCUCAGGGCAUGAGCCGCUUGAUUCGGCUGCGCAUACUGGAGCUGAUUCGCUGCAAUGCCUUGCAGCACCUCCCAGAGUUUCUCACCCAGCUGCACCGGCUGAUACUGCGUGACACCCCCAUCUCGUCCCUUCCUGCAAAUCGCAUGCCAGCUGAUUGA